CAGGUAUUCAAACGACGGAAAGGGGGGACAAUAAAGCUACAGAAUAAAGUUCCCACAAUGUUAUCACGGCUUGCUUUAGCCGUUUUGGCUGUCUUUGUAACUUCAACGGCAGCUGCUCUUAUAGACGAAUGUAUGCUAGACAAUACAGCAGGUUGUCCCAAAACCAGACCUCCUAUUUAUAUGGUGAUUGUUCCAAAGAAGAUCCGCCCCAAUCAAGUUAUUCAAAUUUUUGCAAGCAUUUUAAAAUUGGAGUACAGUCAUGUCAAUGUGAAAGUUUCUAUUGUGAAAGAGAAUGUGGCAUAUGCUGGAACUUCGAUGAAAUUUGACCGCGCUUCCAGUAGAAUUAUGCAACUGCAGAUGCCUCAAAAUGCCCCAGCUGGUUCCUAUAAACUACGAGUAGAAGGAACUUUAAAUGGUGGAAUUAGUGGAUAUAUAUUCUAUAAUGAGACAGAUAUUCUGUUUGAUACUAAGCAAGCUUCAUUGUUUAUUCAAAUGAGCAAACCUCUUUAUAAACAGGGACAGUUAGUUCAAUUCCGUGUGAUUCCAAUUCUACCAAACAUGAUGCCUAAAUAUGGAAGUAUGACAGUUUACAUUGAUGCUCCUACAGGAAUACCAGUCAGACGAUGGUUAGGUUUACAAACAAAUGCUGGAGGUAUUGUUAGUCAAUCGUUCCGGCUUUCAGAUCAGCCAAGCUUUGGCAACUGGUCGAUUAGAGUUGUUGCCUUUGGUCAUACAUACAGAAAACCCUUUACAGUUGAAGAAUUUUGGGAACCAAGAUUUGAUGUUAAUGUAUCUGUACCGCCAUAUUUAACUGAUACAGCAGAGAAAAUCAGUGGUGUAAUGUUGGCUAAUCAAACAUCUGGUAAACCUGUAACUGGUAACGCAUCUAUAACAAUGUAUUUUAAACCACCCAAUUCUCCAGCUUAUGGCGAUUAUCCGUAUAUUUACCGCUUUUACAAUUACCAUACAGGAAGAAUUGAUUUUGAAUUCACAAUGCAGGAAAUCCGUGAAUUAGCAAAUCGUAGAUUUGUUGGGCAAAAUCUUAUUGAUAGUGAAUUAAUAUUUCAUGUCAAUGUAUCUGAUUGGGAUUCUGGAGAAAAUCGGACAGGAAUGGCUAGUUCAAUCAUCUUUAAUUCUCGCAUCAAAUUACAGUGGAUUGGUGAUCGUGUUCGGACUUUUAAACCAAAUUCAGUUAUGAAAGUUGCUGUGGCUGUUAUGAAUUACGAUGGAACACCAGUAAAUACCAAUAAUCGUAUUGUACGAUUAUAUCCAACCAUAUCUAGUUCUGGUUCAGCAGCUAGUGCAAGAUACGAUAAUCCUAUACAAGUCCAACCUGUAAAUGGGAUUGCUGAAUUCCGUAUAUUUGCUUCAGCUGAGGCUGAGAGUAUGUUGUUACAGGCUGACUAUGAUGAUGAUCCAACCGCUACGAAAAUAGAAUUACGAGCAACAAGAUAUAAUUCGCCAAGUAACAGCUAUAUCGUUGUUGAAACUUCUACUACUCAUCCAAAGGUGAAUGAAUACAUGAUAUUCCAUGUAAAAACCAGUAGUUUUGUACCAAGAAUAUUUUACCAGGUUAUAUCUGGUGGUAAUAUUGUCAUUGGUGAUGAGUUAGAAAUGACAUCAAGACAGAAAACAUUUGCAAUAGCAUUGUCCCGUGAGAUGAUUCCUACAGCUAGAAUUGUUGUUUUCUACAUUCGACAACCUGAAGAAGUUGUUGUUGAUGUUUUAAAUUUCUUUGUCAAUGGAACUCGGCAAAAUCAGGUGAAAUUAAAUUUAAAUCGAGGAAAAGAUUUCAGUCGGGAUACUUUGGAAUUCAAUGCCUAUGCUGAUCCCGGAUCCUAUGUUGCCUUUGCUGCCAUGCCUCAUGAUUUGUUUAUUCGAGGUUUGAAUGAUGGAAUUAGUGAGAAUAAUCUCAUUGAUGAAUUGGGAACUUAUGAUCAACCAGCUAAUGGUAGCUACAGACAUCUAUGGCGAAUCACUGAUACAGAAUAUGAAUAUAAAUUCUUCCAUGCUAAUGGUUACGGUAUUGAUGCCAAUACAACUUUUGAUACGGCUGGUUUAAUGGUUUUAACAGAUGCCAGAUUAGACAGAGUACUAAAUUCAGAUAGAUGUGAUCGUAAUAUAGACCAGUAUCCAUGUUUUACUGGUGAAGCUCAGUGUUUUAGUUUAAAACAGAAAUGCGAUGGUAACUUUGAUUGUACAGAUGGAGCUGAUGAAUGGGGAUGUGUAUUUGAAGACGAUAGAUUAAUUCAUCGAACUGCUAUGGACAGAGUUAGUCGUGUGAUGCGUUUCUAUGAUGAUAGCUCCUGGGCCUGGCAAGAGAUAUUUGUCAAGCCAGACGGUAGAGUGGACUUCCGAGUAGAUGUUCCCAAAUAUCCAUUAUCCUGGGUCAUCAAUGGAAUAUCUGUUAGUAGAGAAAUUGGUCUUGGUAUCAUGCAGCGUCCUAUUAAAUAUGAUGCAGCUCGUUAUAUGUAUAUACAAGUUGAAACACCUGAUGUUGUUGUUAGAGGUGAGCAGAUUGGUGUACGAGUUACUGUGUUUAAUCACUGGUAUACCGAUGACUACAUCGAGGUUUUGAUUACAAUUCAUGAUGAUCCACAGUAUGAUUUUGUACUAGUUGAAGAUAUGGGUAUUGUUAGUUCAUAUGCUCCACGCACACACAAUGGUGAUCAUCAAACUUUAUUAUUUUUGGAACCUGGUCAAGCUAGAGAUAUUUACAUGCCAAUUGUUCCUAAAAUUAUUAAAGGACAAUUUGAAUUGAAAGUAUCUGCUUCCUGUUUUAUGGAAAGAGAUGAAGUCAGAAAAACAAUUCAUGUUAAGCCUGAUGGUGUGGAGAAUUAUUUCCACACACCAUAUUUGAUUGAUUUGAUUCGAUAUGGUUCCCUGAUUAUUCCUGAUUUUGAUGUGCCAGUUCCAGAACAGUUUGUGGUACCAGAACAGAGAGAACAUCUUUAUGUGCCUGGUUCGGCUGUGGCUCACCUUAGUCUUUUUGGUGAUGUUGUUACCCCUGGAUUCUUUGAAGAUUAUUUAAAUGCUGAAAAUAUUUUACAUCGACCAUAUGGAGGAGGAGAAAUGAUCACAUUCAAUUUUGCCUAUAAUUUGAUAACUUUACGAUUCAUGAAAGCAUCACAGCAGUUGUCUGAUGAGGUCUUGAAGGUUGGACUCAGAAACAUGAAUAUUGCCAUGCAGAGGCAAUUAGGUUAUAUGCAUAAAGAUGGUUACUUCUUCAUGUUCCGAGAUGAUCCUAAACCCAAUAUAUGGUUGACAGCAUUUGCAACUAAAACUUUCCAUUCAGCAAGAUUUGGAGAAUGGGAGAGAGAUUUAUUUAUUCCGAUAGAGUUGAUUAAUAGAAUGGUGUUAUGGUUAUGUUCCCAACAAAACACAACAACAGGAGCUUUUGAUCCCAGUGAUAUAGCUUUUGACAGAAAAAUGUCAUCUUAUGAAGCAAUCAAAGAUGAACAGAUGUAUACCCACCCUAUACCUCUUACAGCCUAUGUUUUAAUAGCUCUUUAUGAAACCACAGAUGUCUCUGGUGAUGCCCUUGCUUGUCUGGACUCAGUCCGAUCAAAUGCUGCAAAUUAUUUAUCUGCUAAAGUGGUUGAGAUCCCGUCUACAGAAAUAUUCCAUCUAGCUAUCACAGCUUAUGCUCUGUCUCGGAGUCAAGAAAAGAGUAAAACUGCUUUUAAUAGAUUAAUGAGCAACAAAAAAAAAAGUGAAGAAAUUUAUUUUGCUGAUCAAGAGGUACCAGUUAACCCAAGUCAAAUUAUUAAUACUGUUAGAUUUUUAUUAAAUCGUCAAGAAUUGAUGAAUGAUGGAUACGCUGUCCAAUCCACAGCAUAUGCUUUAAUGGCUCAUAUAGACAAUAAUGAAAACAAAUUGGAUCGUGAUUCUAUGAUGAGAUGGUUACAAACAAUGAGAAAUAGUAUUGGUGGAUUUGCUUCUACACAAGAUACAUUGGUUGCUAUGGAAGCUUUGUUCAAGUUUACACAGGUUGAUCCUAAUCGUAAUGUAUUUGAAUUGAUGGUCCAAUUAGAAUCUACAGCUACAGCUAACUGGAAAGUCAAUAAAUUUAUCAGUAAAAGAAAUUACACCAGGUUACAGAGUGCUUAUAUACCAGAGGUAUGGGGAGCAAUGAGGAUAUUAACACAAGGUACAGGACGAGCUCUUAUGCAGCUUACUACUACUGUGAAUGUUGAAUAUCCAUGGUUAUUGAAACCUACACAAGAUGAAAUACAAUUCUUUGAUUUGAUGGUUGACGAGCUUAAAUAUCAUGGGAGGAAUUUUUCCAUUAUGGAAAUGUCUAUAUGUGCCAGUUGGGUGUAUACAGAGAAAAGUUUAACAAGUGGUUUAGCCGUAAUAGAAGUUGACAUACCAACAGGUUAUGUUGUGAUGAAUGAUACACUCCGUGAUUACGUUCAAUCAGGAAUUGUACCUAAUUUAAAAAGAGCUGAAUUUUACAAUAGAAAAGUUGUAUAUUACUUUGAUUAUCUUGAUGUGAGCAAGACUUGUGUGUUUUUACGAGGCAGUCGUUGGUAUCCUGUAGCGAAUGCAACAAUUCAACACAGAAUGCGAGUUUAUGAUUAUUAUGAACCAGGGAUGCACAAUACAUCUAUGUAUACGACAUAUGGAUUAUUUAAUUUAAAUGUCUGCUUUGUUUGUGGUUCCUACCAGUGUCCUUACUGUCCCUCCUUUAAUGUUGCCUCGGCCAUAAAGGCAUCAAUAUCAUUGCUAUGUCUGAUAUUGGGAUAUUUUAGUCGACAGUAUAUAUUGCGAUCCUGAUUUUUGUAAAAUAACAGUUUAAAUUUUAAAACAUUGUAAUCAUUUUCUUUUAGUAAGAAAGGCUCAUUUUAGUAAUUUUCAUUGUUAUCCAGAAAUGUUAAUAUUUUCUUGCACAUUCCUGUACAAAAAUUUCUAUAUAUCCUACUUUUUGAAUAUUUUUUAAAAACAAUUUUUAACAGGCAAAGUUCAUUUUCCAAUGCUACUUUUAAUAUAUUUGUACAUGUAAAUCUGUCCAAAUCAAAGAUAUUCUGUCAUUCAAUAUAACAAAAAUGUGCCUACAGAUUAUUAUUUCAUGGGACAUUUUUGAAUAUGAUUAUACACAUAAAAAAAAAACAUUUUGAAAUGGUAGCUAUUUAUUUUGAAUAUUCUUAUUGUAAAUUAGUUAUUUGAAAUGUUAAAUUUGUACAGAAAAUAUUAUUUUGAAAUUUGAAAAGGGUUUUUUUUGCCAAUCUUUGAUCUGAUAGAUUACAGACAUUUUUAGCAAAAACUUGCCAUUUACAUACUGAAUAGAUUGCAGUAAAUAAAAGCUAUGAUUCAGUGCUAAAUUCCUUUGAUUCAGUGCUAAAUUCCUUUUUCCUUCCCUUUUGUAUAAAAAGAGAAAUGAAUCUAUAUUUUUGCUCAUUGUAUAUUGCAUCUGGUCUGUUUUUAUGUGUUAAUAGAUUUAACAUAAUGUUUACAUAGAUUUGUUAAUAGAUUUAACAUAAUGUUUACAUAUACAGGGAAAUAAGCAUACCUAGAAUAAUGACAUGAAAACAACAAAAUUGAAGUCUUAACAAUUUUAUUGUUGUCCCCUUUUAAAUUGCUCAUCUUAUAUGAUAUGCUGUUGUAUAUAUUGCAUUUUUCAUCCUGUAAAUUUAGAGACAGCCAUGCUUAUGGUUACUUUUUUUGUAAUUAUUUUUUCAUAAAUAUAAUUUAGGAUACUAAUUAAUUUGUAUAUAGAUUUUGUAAUCAUAUUUUUAAACAUUGUAAUUCUUUAUUAGUUACUUGAAAAAUCAAUCAUAUUAUAUGUUUAAAACAUUCCUUUAUAAUACUUAUA
This is a messenger RNA of Patella vulgata (common limpet), 5815 nucleotides long. RefSeq names its product CD109 antigen. The transcript has 36 exons. Gene Ontology annotation, molecular function: protein binding; endopeptidase inhibitor activity. Bases 58 to 4779 code for a protein of 1573 amino acids. The record is from RefSeq and is a predicted model, not a curated record. Gene Ontology annotation, cellular component: extracellular region. Lineage: Eukaryota; Metazoa; Mollusca; Gastropoda; Patellidae.